AAGCGUAGAAGCAUCAAAAACGAAAUUGCAAACAUACACUGCUCUCUGCUGCUGGUCCGCCGGUCUUUGGCCGUCCAUUAGGUUUUGGUAGUAGUCAGUCGUUUAUUGACGUUCGACGGUAACAGAUGUGUUCCGAUGUGUCUCCCGACAAGUGUUAGGGUGCCGCCACCAGCAGUGCAAUACACCGUUACCCUAUGAAGACAUAGACAACGACAGUUUGAAAUUUUUGUGUGUUGUUCAAAAAAUUACUCCGAUCUACUGAACUGAAUUUGUGUGUGGCGCGAGAUUAGCGGGUGAACUCUCCCUAGCCAACCAAUUUACACAAGAGCGUAGCCGUGGUGUACGUUUUCAAUCCAACAGCGAUCCAGUGAAGUGAUGGUGUUGAUAAGUGAACUGAUAGUAGCCGCCCUGCUGGGGCUUUUGAUCUAUCGUUUCUACCGAUAUCUGUUCGAACGGCCUUCGAGCAAUUUUCCGCCUGGUCCACCGAGGCUUCCCUUUCUGGGAGGGUAUCCGUUUCUGUUGGCCCUGAACUUCCAUCAUCUGCACAAAGCCGCGGCCAGACUGUCGGAGCUGUACAAAAGCAAACUAAUUGGUCUUUACCUGGGACCGCUGCCGGCGGUCAUUGUGAACGAUUACGACACAAUCAAGGAGGUCCUGACCCGGUCUGAUUUCGAUGGACGCCCGGAUUUGUUUAUGGCUAGAUUGCGGGACGAGCACUACCAGCGGAGAGGAAUCUUCUUCACGGACAGCGAAAGCUGGCGCGAGCAGCGGCGAUUCUUCCUGAAAACGCUGCAUCACUUUGGCUUCGGACGGCGAAGUCCCGAGGCGGAAGCGGACAUCCAAACAGGCCUGGAAGACGUGAUCAGUCUUCUGCGCGAUGGACCCAAGUACGAGCACGAGAAGGCCCUGGUGGACGAAGCAGGUUACGCUCUCUGCCCGACCGUAUUCUUCGCAUUGUUUUCGAACGUUCUGUUGAGGAUGAUCGCCGGAGUCCGGCUAGGCCGGGAGGAUCAAGCUAUAUUGUUUGAAGUCGGUAAGAACUCAAUCGCUUUCCAUCGGAACGGAGACGACUACGGAAUGGUGCUGAGUUACAUCCCCUGGAUCCGUCACUUGUUCCCGGAAGCAUCCAAGUACGAAGUGCUGCGAAAGGCCAACCAGCAGGCUAAUGCAGUUAUUCUUAGUCUGGCACAAAAAUGUGAGAAAUCAUACGAUGAAAACGAUAUACGAUGCCUGGUAGAUGCGUAUAUAAAGGAGAUGAGAGCUUCUGGUAGCAAUGGAGCAUCCACCGGAAAGGACGAAUUCGGGUUUCAAUAUGAUCAAUUGGUGAUCGGUUGUGCCGAUUUCCUCGUGCCACCCUUUUCGGCCAUCCCAGCAAAAAUGUGUCUGAUUCUGGAACGUAUCAUUCAGUUCCCGGAGGUUCAAACUAAAAUGUACCUCGAGUUGAACGAAGUUGUCGGUACUAACCGUCUCCCAACGCUGGAUGAUCGAGCGGAGCUACCGUACUGCGAGGCAGUUAUCAGAGAGGGCCUCCGCAUCGACACUCUGGUUCCGUCGGGCAUCCCUCACGUAGCCGUCAACGAUACGCAGCUGCACGGUUAUCAAAUUCCCAAAGGGACAGUCAUUGUCAACUCGCUUGAUUUUGCCCACCAUCAGGCGGAGCUAUUCCGCGAUCCGGACUUAUUCAUGCCGGAGCGAUACUUGAACCAGGAAGGCAAGUUAGCACUGAACCAGGACACCACACUUCCAUUCGGUGCGGGAAAACGUGUCUGCCCCGGUGAGCAGUUCGCUCGGAAUGCACUCUUCCUGGCGGUGACCUCGUUGGUGCAGAACUUCACCUUCAAGCUGCCCGGUAACCGUACCAGCCCGGACCUGGAUGCCCGUCUCACCGGAGUUAUACAAACCACCCCCGACUUUCGGCUUAAGUUUAUCAGUCGCCGCUAGACGGUGGAUAUAUUCUGAACUGUUUUCUUGUAACUAACCCACGUCAAAGCACAAGUUCAGCACAUCAACCAACGCAGUUAUCGUAGAAGUAGUCACAUUACCACACAUCAUUUCGUGUAAUAUUAGAAUGUAACAAUUGAUAUUUUACUGGAACCAAAUAAAGAUGAUAUUUAAAUGGCCAUAUAAAA
Armigeres subalbatus is the source of this 2129-nucleotide messenger RNA. Its product is annotated as probable cytochrome P450 304a1. The record is from RefSeq and is a predicted model, not a curated record. Gene Ontology annotation, biological process: xenobiotic metabolic process. Gene Ontology annotation, cellular component: cytoplasm; intracellular membrane-bounded organelle. Gene Ontology annotation, molecular function: oxidoreductase activity, acting on paired donors, with incorporation or reduction of molecular oxygen, reduced flavin or flavoprotein as one donor, and incorporation of one atom of oxygen; iron ion binding; heme binding. The transcript is spliced from 4 exons. Bases 376 to 1941 code for a protein of 521 amino acids. Lineage: Eukaryota; Metazoa; Arthropoda; Insecta; Diptera; Culicidae.